Molecule: messenger RNA, 2763 nt
Organism: Phragmites australis (common reed)
Lineage: Eukaryota; Viridiplantae; Streptophyta; Magnoliopsida; Poales; Poaceae
Exons: 8
Coding region: 82-2364 (760 amino acids)
Biological process (GO): mRNA splicing, via spliceosome
Cellular component (GO): catalytic step 2 spliceosome
Molecular function (GO): RNA binding; protein binding
Source: RefSeq, a predicted model, not a curated record
AAACAUGGUCUUAAUUAUCGUCUCUUCGACACGACCCUGCCUGCAAAUAUCCCCACAGAACCCACAACCCCCUCCCGCCCGAUGGCCGCCUCUCCGCGCCGCCACCGCCGCCACCGCGACGACGACUCCCCGCGACGCCGAAAGCGCCGCUCGUCCCCGUCCCCCUCGCCCGACGCCGAGGCGGACGCCGACCGCCGCCGCAGAUCUAGGGCUGCCCCUCCCGACCCCGACCGCCGCGACGCCAAGCCAUCCGGAGAAAACGGCCACGCCAAGCCUGGCGGAGAUGCCGACGCCGACGUCCUGCCCCGGCGUGCUAGGGUUUCCGACGGGGAGGAGGAGGACGGCCGCCGGCGGAGGCGGGCUAGGGCUUCGGAUGAUGAGAGGGACGACCGUCGCAGCAAGCGCGACCGGGAUAGGGACAGCCGUCGCCAACGCCGCCGGAGUCCCAGCUCGGAGUCGGGAUCCUCACCCGACGACCGCCGCCGCCGCCGUCACCACCGCCGGGAUGAGGGUUCGAGGCGCAGGGAUGACCGCAGGCGCAGGGAAGACGACCGUGACGAGCGCCGUAGGAGCCCUGAGAAGAGGGAGCCGACGCCACUGCCCCCGCCGCCGCCAUUGCUUCCGGAGAUGAUCCCCGGGCGCACGGGUGGGAUCUACAUCCCGCCUUUCCGCAUGGCUCAGAUGAUGCGGGAGGUGGAGGACAAGUCGAGCCCCGAGUACCAGCGUCUCAGCUGGGAUGCUCUCAAGAAGAGCAUCAACGGGCUUGUAAAUAAGGUGAAUGCGACCAAUAUCAAGAAUAUAGUGCCGGAGCUCUUUGCUGAGAACCUUGUUCGUGGGCGGGGGCUCUUCUGCCAAUCGUGCAUCAAGUCACAGAUGGCCUCUCCUGGGUUCACAGAUGUGUUUGCUGCUCUUGUUGCGGUUGUGAAUACCAAGUUCCCUGAGAUUGGACGCUUGCUUCUUGUUCGUGUUGUGCUCCAGCUCAAGAGGGCAUAUAAGCGAAAUGACAAGCCUCAAUUGCUUGCAGCAACCAAGUUCAUAGCACACUUGGUUAAUCAGGUGGUGGCACAUGAGCUCGUGGCACUGGAGCUUCUUACAGUACUUCUAGAGAAUCCAACUGAUGAUAGUGUUGAGGUAGCAGUGGGAUUUGUUAAAGAAUGCGGGGCAAUAUUGCAGGACUUGUCUCCACAAGGGCUUCAUGCUAUUUUUGAAAGAUUUCGAGGCAUUCUUCAUGAAGGAGAAAUAGACAAGCGCGUGCAGUUUUUAAUUGAAGGCCUUUUCGCAAUCAGAAAGGCUAAAUUUCAGGGAUUCCCAGCCAUCCGUCCAGAGUUAGAUCUUGUGGAGCAGGAGGACCAGUUUACGCAUGAGAUAUCCCUUGAAGAUGACCUAGAUCCCGAGACCAAUCUAAAUGUUUUCAGGGCAAACCCAAAUUUUGUUGAAGAUGAGAAGGCAUAUGAGAACUUAAAGAGAAGCAUCCUGGGAGCAGAAUCUUCUGAAGAUGAAGAAGGAUCGGAUGCUGCAUCUGAUGAUGAGGAUGAUGAAGAAUCUGAUGAAGAAGAUGACGAAGAGCAGAUGGAGAUAAGGGAUAGAACUGAGACCAAUCUUGUGAAUCUUAGAAGAACAAUAUAUUUGACUAUUAUGUCCAGUGUUGAUUUUGAAGAAGCUGGUCACAAGCUUAUGAAAAUUAAACUCGAGCCUGGUCAAGAGAUGGAGCUGUGUAUUAUGCUUCUUGAGUGUUGCAGUCAAGAGAGAACAUACCUUCGAUAUUAUGGGUUGCUAGGACAGCGAUUUUGCAUGAUCAAUAAAGUGUACCAAGAGAACUUUGAAAAAUGUUUCGUUCAGCAGUAUUCGAUGAUUCAUCGUCUUGAAACAAACAAGUUGAGGAAUGUUGCCAAGUUUUUUGCACAUUUGUUGGGGACUGAUGCACUCCCUUGGCAUGUUUUGGCUUACAUCCGGUUGACAGAGGAAGAUACGACAUCAUCUUCUCGAAUUUUUAUAAAGAUUCUAUUUCAGGAAUUAUCGGAGCAUCUUGGCAUACGCCUACUCAACGAGAGACUGAAUGAUCCUACAAUGCAAGGUUCCUUUGAGUCGAUCUUCCCAAAGGAUCAUCCGAAGAAUACAAGGUUCUCUAUCAAUUUCUUCACGUCCAUCGGUCUUGGGGGUAUCACAGAGAGCCUGAGGGAGUACUUGAAGAACAUGCCACGCCUUAUAAUGCAGCAGCAGAAGCCUGCAUCAUCUGAGUCAGAAUCAGCUGGAUCUGAAUCUGGUUCAGAAAGCUCCGGCUCAGGGUCUAGUUCUGAGUCCGAGUCCGAGUCAAGCUUGGAUGAGAGCGACAAGAGACGAAGUAAGAGAAGGAAGAGGACUUAAGUUCGCCUCCAACUGUGCUUAUUGAAUUGCCAUCUUCGGUUUUGUUCAGAUUAGCUUUUUUACUUGGAUCAUCCUAUAUUGCGUAUGUAUGUGCAAUAUGAGAUCUAGCUGUUGAUGUGUUCAAUCAUAACCAGAAAAGCUGUAAUCUUUUAAAAUAUUAGCUGAGCUUGUACCAUGUGGUACCUUGUCCUGUGAUCGGGUGGUGACGAGUAUAAGCAAGAAAAGGCUACCAGGAUAAAUCUUAGUUCUCUUCCACAUUUUUUUAGGCACUAGUUUUGUACGUUGAGAAUUUGUUAUCCUAAGGGCCUGUACCGUUGCAAUGGCAUACUGAAAUGUUUUCCGUGUUAUGAAAUCUGAUAAGAUCUAAGAAUCAAGGUAUCUAGAGCCUUGCUCGUGUAA